AUGUCGGAUUAUACUCAAAGCCAGUUGACGGAACAAUUGAAGCAUUUGCUGACAAAGUCGGAAAGAGAUGUGUUACACCCUUUGACCAAAAUAGUAUCCCCCUCAGAGCCAAUGGAUUUACAGCAAAUAAGAGCCGCUCGUCAACAACGUACGUCGGAAAGCUCGUCGUCAUCAGUUUCUUCUUUACCGACAGAAGUAUUAGAUCCACCAUCAAAUCAAGCUCAACCGAAUAGUACACCAACACUUGCUAGUCCACAACCACAACACACCUCAUUUCGCCGUAAACAUUCUAUCCACAAGUUCAAUCGAAGUCAAUACAGUCUUAGUUCGAUCUCAUCCACGCCAUAUGGGUCUACAGUCCCAAGUAUGAGUAGCUCACCAAAGGACAAUUUUGCAAGAGAGCCACCAAGAAUACAUGCAAAGUUGUAUUGCGAGGAUGUCGCUAAAAACAACAAGACGGCAAAAGAUGUGUUAUCUCGCUUAUCUUCCGACGAGUUGCGUUCGGUAAAGACCCAUACUGAGUUAGCAGAAACAGCCAACGGAGUGAGAAUGUUGGCCAAGAAUCUUUCGAGGGCCACCAUACAAUUGGAUGUAAAGGCUUUGAUGAUUGUGACCAAAGCGAGGGACAAUGCGUUGGUCUACUUGACGCGAGAGGUGGUAGAAUGGAUAUUGACAAACCAUACCGAAAUCACUGUUUAUGUUGAUUCAAAACUAGAACAAUCAAAAAGAUUUGACAGUAAGCGCAUGAUCAAACAAUACCCUAAUGCUGCUAAACAUUUGCGAUAUUGGAACAAAGAUUUGACGUUAAAAUCCCCAGAGUUAUUUGAUUUAGUGGUGACACUAGGAGGCGAUGGUACUGUUCUCUACGUGUCUAAUUUGUUUCAAAAAGUGGUGCCACCUGUAUUGUCAUUUUCAUUGGGUAGUUUAGGGUUCUUGACGAAUUUCAAGUUUGAUGACUACAAGUCAAAAUUAAACCAUUGUUUAGAUUCGGGGGUUAAGGCAAAUUUGAGAAUGAGAUUCACUUGUCGGGUACACACAGCAGAGGGGAAAUUAAUUUGUGAGCAGCAAGUUUUGAAUGAAUUGGUGGUUGACAGAGGUCCAUCCCCGUUUGUGACUAAUUUGGAGCUUUAUGGUGACGGAUCGCUAUUGACUAUAGCACAAGCGGACGGACUAAUAAUUGCAACACCCACAGGAUCAACUGCAUAUUCUCUAUCGGCUGGAGGUUCAUUAGUUCAUCCUGGUGUCAGUGCAAUUAGCGUGACGCCAAUUUGUCCUCAUACAUUAUCAUUCCGCCCCAUAUUGUUGCCAGAUGGUAUGUUUUUGAAAAUCAAGGUACCCUUAACCAGUCGGUCAACCGCAUGGUGUUCUUUUGAUGGGAAAGUAAGAAAGGAACUUAGUAAAGGAUAUUAUGUCACAAUACAGGCUUCUCCUUUCCCAUUUCCCACUGUUAUUGCUUCUAAAACAGAAUAUAUGGAUUCAGUUAGUAGAAACUUGAAUUGGAAUGUUAGAGAACAACAAAAACCAUUCAGUUCAUAUUUGAAACCAGAAACGAGACAGAUGAUGGUGGAAAAUGAUAAUGGGGAAGAUAAACCGAAAGAAAAUGACGAUAAUGAUGAUUUUGAUAUAAACUAUAGUGAUCAAGAGGAAACAGAAGAGAAGACGUCUUCUAGUAAUACUACAAGCGAAACAAAUAGUGAAGAUAUGCUGUAUCUUCCGCUUGGUGGUGGAACUCAAACACCUACAACUAAUAAUCAGGAUGACCGCUGUUGUUAUGCACAUCCUCAUGCAAGGGUACACUUGAAUGGAUCUUGA
Messenger RNA from Lodderomyces orthopsilosis Co 90-125, 1812 nucleotides. Its product is annotated as NADH/NAD(+) kinase. Gene Ontology annotation, biological process: NADP+ biosynthetic process; NAD+ metabolic process. Lineage: Eukaryota; Fungi; Ascomycota; Pichiomycetes; Serinales; Debaryomycetaceae. The transcript has a single exon. The coding region runs from base 1 to 1812 and encodes 603 amino acids. Gene Ontology annotation, molecular function: NAD+ kinase activity. The record is from RefSeq and is a predicted model, not a curated record.